Messenger RNA from Saccostrea cuccullata (small rock oyster), 1542 nucleotides. RefSeq lists its product as uncharacterized. The record is from RefSeq and is a predicted model, not a curated record. Gene Ontology annotation, molecular function: DNA binding. The transcript has 2 exons. The coding region runs from base 39 to 1364 and encodes 441 amino acids. Gene Ontology annotation, biological process: DNA integration; DNA recombination. Lineage: Eukaryota; Metazoa; Mollusca; Bivalvia; Ostreida; Ostreidae.
CAUCUUCAUCAGCAGCUAAUGGAAACGAGGCUGGGCGGAUGUCGUAUUCCAGCGAAUUGAUUGAGGCAAUUCGAGACAUAAAAGAUUCAGUUACGAAGUUGACAAACGAAGUGGACGAACUGAAGAAGAAUCAAAACAAAUCCAAUGAGCCUGGGACCUCUACAGACUACAUCGGGAGAAACUUUGAUAACUCUCCGCGUAACACGCCCCAGGAUGUACCGACCAGAGUUUCCUCAGACUCAGUCCCCUGUGUGGAAACGAUUUCUUCGACAAUUAGAAGCAACAUUCUACAAGAUGGCCCGAUUCAGAGAAGCAGCACCAACAGCAUCAAAAGACCCAGUGAACAUUCCAUCACUACAAGAACUCGUUUUGUACUAGAGGAUCAAGCAAAUAGAUUGUGUGAUUCUUCCAUCAGUGAAAACACAAGAAAUGCCUACAUAACAGGUUUUAGGACUUUCUGUAAUUUUUUACCGUCCAUUGGGAUUAGAGCUGAUGACUUUAAACCAACACCAAUUACAGAACAAACCCUUAUCUAUUUCGUGACACAUUGCUUUAAGACUUUAAGACUGUCUAUCAAUACCAUCAAGUUAUACCUAGCAGCUGUGAGAUUCUUCUAUGUGAAAGCCGGCGUCCAUUGUCCAUGGUCCACUAUGAACGAAACAUGCCCCAGACUACAUACUGUUUUAAGAGGAAUAAAGAAACAAAGCAAUACAAGAGAGAAAAGAAGACCCAUAACCUACAAUAUACUAUGUCAACUAUACAGCAUCCUGAAACAAGGCAGAUUUGGCAAAUUCAUAGACACUAUGCUUAUGUCCGCCUGCUCAUUAGCAUUUUUCGCCUUCCUAAGAUGUGGGGAAUUCACUAUUCAGAAUGGUAACCAGGACAACAUGUUAUCUUUAACAGACAUUACGAUGGAUUCUCAUGAAAACAAAGUGAAUGCUUUUACCUUAGUGCUAAAGAGCUCAAAAACAGAUCCUUUUCGUCAAGGAAUUAGUAUCAGGAUCUUCAAAUCUGGUAAUGUCGUUUGCCCCGUCAACUCAAUGGUGGAAUAUCUCAAGAUUCGCAAAACCUGGACUAAUGGCAGAGAAUCCCUUGCACUUUUCAUUGAGGAAUGCGGAACUCCACUAACGAGAAACUCCUUCGUCAGUAAACUUAAACAAUUACUUCACUCGCUAGGAUACAAGGAUGAAAAGUACAAUGGGCAUUCCUUCAGAAUUGGGGCAGCAACAUCCGCACCAUCCGGUAACGUGGAGGAUCACAUGAUUAAAACAUUGGGACGAUGGAGGUCCGACUGCUACAACCGAUACAUUCGUACUGACGACGACACAUUUUCCCGUGCUCAACAGGCAAUGUGCAACAAGUGAUUCAGUGAAAAAUUAUUAUAGCUAGUGCAAUUCAAAAUGGCCUUGAAAGAAAAUGUGUGUGUUCUAGGAUACGAUCAUGUUUCAUAGUGAAAAAUAGCAGUGAAAUCCAAGUCAAUUGUGAAAGAGUCAAGUGUGAAAGAAAUGUUUCUGUGAUUCCUAAGGAUGUGUUACUUCAAUU